Messenger RNA from Propithecus coquereli (Coquerel's sifaka), 2486 nucleotides. RefSeq names its product sprouty-related, EVH1 domain containing 1 (gene SPRED1). Lineage: Eukaryota; Metazoa; Chordata; Mammalia; Primates; Indriidae. Gene Ontology annotation, cellular component: membrane. The transcript is spliced from 7 exons. The record is from RefSeq and is a predicted model, not a curated record. Gene Ontology annotation, molecular function: protein kinase binding. Bases 861 to 2195 code for a protein of 444 amino acids. Gene Ontology annotation, biological process: multicellular organism development; negative regulation of MAPK cascade.
CUCUCGGGCGUGAGGAGCUGGCCCGCCGAGCUGCUGGUGGGCACGGGCUGGCGAGGGACCUACGGCCGCUCUCCUCCUCUCCCGCCGCUUCUCGGAACCGUGCCUCCCACGGGCCUGCCCGCUCUUCACCGGCCCGGGUGGGAGCUAUCGGCUCGCCGUUCCCUCGCCUCACACGCUCCCCGCCGCCCCCUCCUCCCCCUUCAGGAGUCGUCCCGGCGGGAGCGUGUCUAGAGGAAUCUGCCGCCGUGGGGCCCCUCGCCCGAUUCUGCUGGUCCUGAGGACCGACCCAGGCGCCGCUGGGGGUUGAGCAGGCAGCCGGCGGCGAGGCGGGAGAUGGUGGUGUGGGCUCCGGCAGGACCGCGCCGCCGCUGCCCGGAGCCUGGGCUCGGCACCCCCCCGCCGACCCCCACCGAGCGCAGCUCUGCUUCCUCCUCGCCGCAUCCCUGAGGGAAGCGCCGCCUCUGCUCCCGGGUUCUCCGCCCGCCCGCUCCUUCCUGGCUGGACCCCGCCGCGCUCCACCCCAGUGGCCAGAGGAGCAGCUUUCCAGUCACCUUUUGCAGCCCUCUUCUUUUUCUCUUCCCACCCGGCCGCCUCGGAUCCCUCGGCUGGGCGCUGCGGUGGGGGAAGAGGCUGGGGUCGCCACGGCGGAGGUUGCUGCCGCCACCCCCCUGCGGGGGUGGCCGGGGUUCCCGGCUGGGGGGGCACCGUUCAGGGUGAGGCAUCCACCAUGGUGAGGCCCCUGAGCCGCUGCCCCCGCGCCCCCCCGGCCGCCGUUGCCUCCUGCCCCUCGGUGCUGCUGCUGUUGCUCCCCCGCCUGCUGUUGCUCCUCCAUCUCCAGAUCGGAUCACGGUGAGGGAAAGAUGAGCGAGGAGACGGCGACUUCUGACAACGAUAAUAGUUAUGCACGAGUGCGAGCCGUGGUGAUGACCCGAGAUGACUCAAGUGGUGGAUGGUUACCACUUGGAGGAAGUGGACUAAGCAGCGUCACUGUCUUCAAAGUCCCUCAUCAGGAAGAGAAUGGCUGUGCUGACUUUUUUAUCCGUGGAGAGCGACUCAGGGACAAAAUGGUGGUUUUGGAAUGUAUGCUUAAAAAAGACCUCAUUUAUAAUAAGGUCACUCCAACAUUUCAUCACUGGAAGAUUGAUGACAAGAAGUUUGGCCUUACCUUUCAAAGUCCUGCUGAUGCUAGGGCUUUUGAUAGAGGCAUUCGAAGAGCUAUAGAGGAUAUUUCUCAAGGAUGUCCUGAAUCAAAAAAUGAAGCUGAGGGAGCAGAUGACUUACAAGCAACCGAAGUGGAUACUUCCAGUUCUCUAGUGAAGGAUCACCUUUUCCAGCAAGAGACAGUUGUUACCAGUGAGCCUUAUAGAAGCUCAAAUGUAAGACCUUCUCCCUUUGAAGAUCUGAAUGCCAGAAGAGUCUACAUGCAAAGCCAAGCUAAUCAGAUAACAUUCAGUCAACCAGGCCUAGAUAUUCAGAGCAGAAGUAUGGAAUAUGUACAGCGGCAAGUAUCCAAGGAAUGUGGAAGCCUAAAGUCCCAAAAUAGGGUCCCUUUGAAAUCAAUCAGACAUGUCAGCUUUCAAGAUGAGGAUGAGAUUGUCAGAAUAAACCCUCGAGAUAUCUUAAUACGUCGUUAUGCAGACUACAGACAUCCUGAUAUGUGGAAAAAUGACUUGGAGAGAGAUGAUACUGACUCCAGUAUUCACUUCCCUAAACCAGACAGUAAAAAAUCAGACUAUCUGUACUCUUGUGGGGAUGAGACUAAGUUAAGUUCACUCAAAGACUCUGUGGUAUUUAAGGCACAACCUUCCUCAUUAAAAUUUAAGAAGUCAAAACGAAGAAAAGAGGAUGGUGAACGUUCUCGCUGUGUUUACUGCCAGGAGAGGUUUAAUCAUGAAGAAAAUGGCAGGGGAAAAUGUCAGGAUGCUCCAGACCCUAUUAAAAGAUGCAUAUAUCAAGUUAGUUGCAUGCUCUGUGCAGAGAGCAUGUUGUAUCAUUGUAUGUCAGACUCAGAGGGAGAUUUUUCUGAUCCCUGUUCAUGUGACACUAGUGAUGACAAGUUCUGCUUACGAUGGUUAGCCCUGGUAGCUUUGUCUUUCAUUGUACCAUGUAUGUGCUGCUACGUCCCUUUGAGAAUGUGCCAUCGCUGUGGCGAGGCGUGUGGUUGCUGUGGUGGGAAACAUAAAGCUGCUGGAUGAAAUGAUCCAGCGCCAAAAUGAGCUUAAAAUCUUUGUUUCCAGGAAUUAGCUAACUUGGAUUUGUGGAAGCUUUUGGCAAGCAAUAUGGAAUCUUGCCUGGUAUCAUUGGGGCCACACGUGGAGGAAGCAGAAUUCGUCAGUUCUUGGCAUUUCACAAAUGCUAGCCAUGCCUAACUUUUUCCCUUGAGUGCAUGGCAUGUUUUGUUACAGGUUGUAGUAUUUGCAGAAGGAAACCAUUUCUGGUUAUUGGCUAUAAAAAGUCAGCAUAAAAUAUGAUCCAACUAAAAGGGA